Molecule: messenger RNA, 2535 nt
Organism: Nannospalax galili (Upper Galilee mountains blind mole rat)
Lineage: Eukaryota; Metazoa; Chordata; Mammalia; Rodentia; Spalacidae
Gene: Cdc7
Product: cell division cycle 7
Exons: 12
Coding region: 190-1950 (586 amino acids)
Biological process (GO): mitotic DNA damage checkpoint signaling; protein phosphorylation
Cellular component (GO): nucleus
Molecular function (GO): protein serine/threonine kinase activity; ATP binding
Source: RefSeq, a predicted model, not a curated record
GAACGCAUUCCCGAUUGCGGUUUUGGUUUUGUCGCAGUGCGGUUUCUGCCUUUGCCUUGGUCGGUGGGAUCCCGCGGCGGAAAGUGUGCGCCUGCGCACAAAGCUUCCCGUUGGGGCUGAGGAGCAAGCUGCUGUUCGCCCCUCUGGCCAUGACUCCUUAGCUGGCAUUUUGCACCCCAGUUGUUUGUGAUGGAGGCCUCUUUGGCGAUUCAGAUGGAGGAGCCUAUGGUGUUUUCUCCCUUGCUUGACUGUGGCAGGUUUCAGGCUGAGGACUCUUUAAAAAAAUAUGAGCAGACUGUUAAACUUCCAGGUGUUAAGAAAGAUAUUGAGAAGCUUUGUGAAGCUGUACCACAGCUUGUCAGUGUGUUUAAAAUCAAGGACAAAAUUGGAGAAGGCACCUUCAGCUCUGUUUAUUUGGCCACAGCACAAUUGCAAGUAGGACGUGAAGAGAAAAUUGCUUUAAAACACUUAAUUCCAACAAGUCAUCCAGUAAGAAUUGCAGCAGAACUUCAGUGUCUAACAGUUGCUGGGGGAGAAGACAAUGUCAUGGGAGUUAAAUUCUGCUUUAGGAAAAAUGAUCAUGUGGUGAUUGCAAUGCCGUAUCUAGAACAUGAGUCCUUUUUGGACAUUUUGAAUUCUCUUUCCUUUCAAGAAGUGCGGGAAUAUAUGUUUAAUCUCUUCAAAGCUUUGAAACGGAUUCAUCAGUUUGGAAUUGUUCACCGUGAUGUUAAGCCCAGCAAUUUUUUAUAUAAUAGACGCCUGAAAAAGUAUGCCUUGGUAGACUUUGGUUUGGCCCAAGGAACUCCUGAUACGAAAAUAGAACUUCUCAAGUUCGUCCAGUCCGAAGCUCAGCAGGAAGGCUCUUCACGGAGCAGGUACAAUGGAACCAUCGGAAACAAGAGUUCGUUGAGUCGCCCAGCAUCCAAGAAUCUGGAUCAGCAGUCUACCACAAAAACUUCUGUCAAAAGACCCUACACCAGUGCACAAAUCCACAUUAAACAAGGAAAAGAUGGAAAGGAGGGAUCUGUAGGCCUUUCUGUCCAGCGCUCUGUUUUUGGAGAAAGAAAUUUCAAUAUACACAGCUCCAUUUCACAUGAGAGCCCUGCAGUGAAACUCAUAAAGCAGUCAAAGACUGUGGAUAUAAUAUCAAGAAAGCUAACAACGAAAAAGAAGGGCAUUUCUACUAAAGUUAUGAAUAGUGGCGUGAUAAAGAAAACUGCCAGUUCUUAUCCAUCUGUCUUGACUUGCGACUGUUAUGGAACAGAUAAAGUGUGCAGUAUUUGCCUUUCAAGGCGUCAGCAGGUUGCCCCCCGGGCGGGCACACCAGGAUUUAGAGCCCCAGAAGUCUUGACAAAGUGUCCCAAUCAAACCACAGCAAUUGACAUGUGGUCUGCAGGUGUCAUAUUCCUUUCUUUGCUUAGUGGACGGUAUCCAUUUUAUAAAGCCAGUGAUGAUUUAACUGCUUUGGCUCAAAUUAUGACAAUUCGGGGAUCCAAGGAAACCAUCCAGGCUGCUCAAACUUUUGGCAAAUUGAUUUUGUGUAGCAAAGAAGUCCCAGCACAAGACUUGAGGAAACUCUGUGAGAAGCUCAGGGGUGUAGAGUCUAACACUCCCAAAUUAACAAGUGAUGUGUCACAGUGUACGUCUCAUGACCCUGCUUUUUCAAAGAAGACUGACAACCAAGCUUCUUACCGGGUACAAACUUUGCAAGCACAGCACUUAGAGAAUCAGUUGUAUACAGAGGACAGUAAUGGGAAUCAGUUGUAUACAGGGGACAAUAAUGGCCAUAGGACUCACUGUGAUGAGUGUACUGCGAACUUACAAGGCUGGGACGCUGUACCUGAUGAAGCUUAUGACCUGCUUGAUAAACUUCUGGAUCUAAAUCCAGCUUCAAGAAUAACAGCAGAAUCAGCCUUGUUACAUCCAUUCUUUAAAGAUAUGAGUUCCUAGUAAUGAUUCUUCAUUUAAUUACUGGUGUGUGUUGUGAGAUGGGAUCACAAGUUCUUGUUUUGAUCUAAGUCCAGGUCAGGAUGAAUAAUUUAUUUUAAAAUUGUAGUAUUUGCCUUAGUGGCAGAUGGUAAAAUAUAGAUUAAGAAUUCUUAAAGUGCCUGGGAAAGUUCUUGACAUGAUUUUGAGUUAAAACCACCCCAGAGCAGUUUUAACUUGGCACAUGAGUUCAGGGUGCAAGUCUUAAAAAGUAAUGCAUAUAGUAGAGAGUAAAUGAGUCAGAAGACCGUUUCCAGGUUUGUGAUAGGACAAGCACUGAGUGUUUUGGGGGAAUUUGUUCUGGUGCUGAUGCCCUGAGUAGUUCAUAGGUAAAGAAUAUAAUUUCCUUUCCUGCAGGUGUACGUUAUAUCUUUUGUGAAUACAAAAACAGUUACUGAACAGAAAUGUUUGUCACAGGACAGACAUUUAAAUCUGAAAUUGAGUUUAGAUUUAUCCAUUUUCUAAAAGCAUUUCAUAAAAGCAUUUUUGUAUAAAACUUGUCAUGGAUUUUUCUUUUCUGCUUCACUAAAUAUACUCAUUCUCCUUCUA